AUGGACAUUGGCGCGAUGCUGGACACGAGGAAAGGGGGAUACACACUGGCAAUAUUAUUGGCAUUUUUAUUACCAAUCGUGCGCUUCGCUCUGGACAGAUGCGUCUUCGGGCCAAUUGGCAGGGCAUCCUUCUUCCCAAAGGAGAAGAAAUCAGAUGAUCCACCUGCUGCCAACCUAGAGUCUCGCCUGUACAAGUAUAAAGAGUCCUUCUGGAAGACGUCAAUCUACACUGUGCUAGUGCUUCUGGGGCUCUACGUCAGCAUCAAUGAGAACUUCUUCACGGACACCAGGUAUUUCUGGCUGGGCUGCACGGAGUUCCCUCCCUGCAACUAUGAGGUCUCGCGCGGCCUGCGCCUGCUCUAUGCCCUGGAGCUCGGCUACUAUCUGCAGGCGGUGCCGUCACUGGUGUUCUGGGAGGUGCGGAGGAAGGACUUCUGGGAGAACAUGGCGCACCACAUCGCCACGCUGGGGCUCAUCACCUACUCCCACCAAGUCAACUUUGUGAAGGUUGGGGCGAUGGUGUUCCUGUGCCACGACAUCAAUGACAUCUUCAUGGAGAGCGCCAAGAUGGCGCGCUACGCGGAGCACCGGUGGCUGCCGACCACGCUGUUCGCCGUCUUCAUGCUGUCCUGGUUCACCUCGCGCAUUUACUACUUCCCCGUCUAUGUCAUCCGCUCUGUCUACUACGAGCCCAUCAAUUUGGUGGCAAAGGUGCACAAUAUCAACCCCCAUCCGCACUGGGAGAUCUUCCUGGGCCUGCUCUGCUUCCUCUUUUCCCUUCACAUAUACUGGUCGUACCUCAUUCUGAAGAUAGCCUACCGGCAAGUGCUGGUAGGCACUACAGAUGAUUUGCGGGAGGAUGAUGAUUAG
Coccomyxa subellipsoidea C-169 is the source of this 870-nucleotide messenger RNA. RefSeq names its product LAG1-domain-containing protein. The record is from RefSeq and is a predicted model, not a curated record. Gene Ontology annotation, biological process: ceramide biosynthetic process. The transcript is spliced from 8 exons. Lineage: Eukaryota; Viridiplantae; Chlorophyta; Trebouxiophyceae; Coccomyxaceae. Gene Ontology annotation, cellular component: membrane; endoplasmic reticulum. Gene Ontology annotation, molecular function: sphingosine N-acyltransferase activity. The coding region runs from base 1 to 870 and encodes 289 amino acids.